This is a messenger RNA of Oenanthe melanoleuca, 927 nucleotides long. It is a transcript of the gene JTB, whose product is annotated as jumping translocation breakpoint. The transcript has 5 exons. NCBI's taxonomy places the organism in Eukaryota, Metazoa, Chordata, Aves, Passeriformes, Muscicapidae. Gene Ontology annotation, cellular component: spindle; cytoplasm; centrosome. Bases 109 to 540 code for a protein of 143 amino acids. Gene Ontology annotation, biological process: mitotic cytokinesis. The record is from RefSeq and is a predicted model, not a curated record.
CGCCCGUCCCUUCCGGCACCCCCGGCACUUCCAACAUGGCGGCGCCGCCGUCGCUGCGGGCCGGGCCCGGUGGUUCCCGGUAGUUCCCGGAGCAUCGCGCGGGUUCUGAUGGGGCCCGGCGGCCUCACGGUGCUGCUGGCGGUGCUGAGCGCGGUGCCGGGCGGGCUGCGCCCGGCGGCGGCGGCGGCGGCGGCGGUGGUGAGCGAGGAGCGGCCCGCGAGCCCCGCGGUGGCCACGCCGUGCUGGCGAGUGGAGCAGUUCGUGGUUGCCCAGGAGUGCACGCGGUGCUCCGGCUUCCAGAUGAAGACGAUCCCGGCCUGCGGCUCCACCGGCUUCAUCGAGAGGAUCAACUGCGCCUCGUCCCAGCGGGAUGAGUACAAGAGCUGCCGCUCGGCCGCGCUGGAGGCGCAGCGCUUCUGGCGCUUCGUGGGCUCGGCGCUGGGCGUGGCGCUGGCGGCGGCGGCGCUGGUGGUGCUGCGGCAGCGCGUGCUGGACCGCCGGGCGCUGGAGAAGGUGCGCAAGCAGAUCGAGUCCAUUUAGCCGGAGGCUCGGGAAUUCCGGAGGAGAAGCGGCCUCUGCCUUGCUGCCCGCACCGGGAAUCCCGCUGGGAUCUGUGGGGAGCGUCCCGGGGAUCCCCGGAGCGGGUGUGGAAUAAAUCCCGGUCACUGCUCCCGGAGUGACGCUGUGUUCGUGCCGUGGGGGGGGUCCCUGUGCCCCCAGCGCUGGGAUCUGCUCUGGGAUCAUCCUGGGCGUCCCCAGGGCCCCACUCCAGGAGAGGGAUGUGGAAUAAAUCCUGGUCGUCGUUCCUGGAGCGAUGCUGUGUUUGUUCCUUGGGGAGGGACCCUCCAGCGCUGGGAUCUACCUGGGAGCAUUGCUGAGGGAACCCCCCCCAGGAGCAGAAUGUGGAAUAAAUCCUGAUUAAUGUCA